AUGAAACGAACAAUUUUUUUCAGCAAAAAAUAUUUGAAGGAAAAGUUACGCAAACUUAAAUUGCAAGUGGAAAUUUUUUCUCAACUUCUUCUUACUGUGAAAAUUUUCGACCGGCGUUUGGAAACGAGUCUAUUUGAUGUUACGGUGAGGAAUGGAAUGACGAAAAGUUUCUUUGAAAAAGCAAACGGUUUACGAUUUCUCCGUAAAUUGCGAAAAAUUUAA
This is a messenger RNA of Clunio marinus, 222 nucleotides long. NCBI's taxonomy places the organism in Eukaryota, Metazoa, Arthropoda, Insecta, Diptera, Chironomidae. The record is from the annotation of a GenBank genome assembly.